This is a messenger RNA of Suillus subalutaceus, 2204 nucleotides long. RefSeq names its product P-loop containing nucleoside triphosphate hydrolase protein. Lineage: Eukaryota; Fungi; Basidiomycota; Agaricomycetes; Boletales; Suillaceae. Bases 132 to 1892 code for a protein of 586 amino acids. Gene Ontology annotation, molecular function: DNA binding; ATP hydrolysis activity; single-stranded DNA helicase activity. The transcript has 10 exons. Gene Ontology annotation, biological process: DNA-templated DNA replication; regulation of DNA repair; DNA repair. Gene Ontology annotation, cellular component: nucleus. The record is from RefSeq and is a predicted model, not a curated record.
ACGGAAUCUUGUACUAUUGAGUUUGAAUUCAAGUUUGAAACCAACAUUUCCGUAGAACUCUAACGCCGUCUUUUGAUUAGCGUGUCGAAGCUUUGGCAGAUUUAGCUUACUAUCUCCACUCUGACGUCCACAUGCCUUCAGUAUCUUGUCCAAUAUGUCUGCAGCUUGUUUUGGAGGAGAACAUCAAUAAACAUUUGGACAGCGGCUGCAGUAUUCAUGUGGCACCUCAAGGAGAACCUUCCUCUCAACCCAAAAACACGGCAUCCAAGAAGUUGGCGCCGAUAUUCAGCAAGAUCCGUGACAAGCACACCAGCGCUCUGGCUGACGGACCUUUAGUACCUCCAUCGAUAACCCAAGGCACGCCCACUACCUCCAAGAAACGAAAGUUUGAGGUGCCAUCACUAUCGAGCAAACGCUUCAAGGGCACGCCUUCUAACUUCAAGUCCGCCAUGCCUCUUGCGGAAAGGCUUCGCCCACAAUGCCUGGACCAAUUUUUCGGGCAGAAGCAUUUAAUUGGGCCCGACUCUAUUCUGACGAGUAUGCUGGACAGUGGUAUUAUUGGCAGUCUCAUAUUAUGGGGGCCACCUGGCUGCGGAAAGACCACUUUGGCAAGAUUAUUGGCACAGCACAUGGACUGCAACUUCAGGGAGCUAAGCGCGACUUCUUCUGGUACGAACGAUGUCCGCGCGGUGCUUGAAGAGGCUAAAGCAACUCUUUCAUUGACUAGAAGAAAAACAAUAUUGUUCUUGGAUGAGGUACAUCGUUUCAGCAAGGCGCAACAGGACGUUUUCCUUCCAUGUGUUGAACAAGGCCAAAUACAGAUGAUUGGAGCGACAACUGAGAAUCCGUCAUUCAGGUUGACGGGCGCAUUGCUGAGUCGUUGCAGAGUGUUAGUACUUGAGCGCUUGACAAACGAUGAUAUCCGAGGUAUUAUCACUAGUGCUGUAGAGCGAGUCUUGGCAUCCGUCCCCCGUGAACAACCAGAAUCUGAAAGAGCAGCCAGUCCACUGGUGGGUACAGAACCCAUGGCAUCACAAAAUAUGCUGUCUCGGUCUCAGCCUCAGUCUGAGUCCUCCCAGGCGCCUAUCAGUUGCGAUGGUCCAUUUCUGCCGUACGUCCAACUCACAGACCGCGUCAUCUCUUCCAUUGUAUCUCUUUCUACGGGAGAUGCAAGGACUGCGUUGUCUUUACUAGAACUUGUUCUGGCUUCUAAACCUGAUAGAGAUGAAGAUACCCUUCUCGCAUCAUUACGCCAAAGUGUCUCUGCUUCUUACGACCGUGUAGGGGAUAGCCACUACGACAUGAUUUCAGCGCUUCACAAGAGCAUCCGCGGUAGUCACGGUAGUGCUGCGAUGUACUGGCUAGCACGGAUGCUGACAGUAGGAGAGGACCCGUUGUAUAUCGCGAGGAGAUUGGUAGUUUGUGCAAGUGAAGAUAUUGGGUUGGCUGAUGCGCACGCCCUUCCUUUGGCAAUGGCAGCUCUUCAAGCUUGCCAGGUUAUUGGCAUGCCCGAGUGCCGAAUCAAUCUAGCACACUGUGUAGGUUAUCUAUCAGAGGCGCCAAAAUGUACCCGUGCGUACGAGGCAUACAACCGGGCGGAGGUAGCGGCAAAGUCAGACCUGACAAUGCCUGUGCCUAUGGCGGUCCGUAAUGCCCCGACAGCCCUCAUGAAGGAGCUUGGCUAUGCAGAAGGCUAUAAUUAUAACCCAAGUUUUCAGCAUCCCGUGCACAAUGACUACCUCCCGAUUGCGUUUCGCGGUGAUAAAUUUUUAAAGGAAGUUGGAGACCUGUCGAACAAGGAUUGGAAUGAACGGGAGUUAUUGCGUUGGGAGCAAGAAGAAAAUGGCGGACAGUUAUGGGAAGGUCGCUCGUCUGCUCAACACUGUCGUUGAACUGUGUAUCGUUUGGCUGUUGCCGAUCCUUCCCUUGAUGCUAUGCCACUGUAUUGUAGGUAAUAUUGCAAUUGAACAACGAGUCUCGGAUGAACCGUUCAAAAGAAUAACCAACUCGUUCACACGUGUCAUGAAAUUCCUUAGCACAAUUGUGGCAUAUUUCCAUGCGCUAGGUGGCGUAUGUGAGCGCGGAUCAUCUUUUUGGUCAUACAUGUACAAUUCAGACGGUUGAAUCGCUAGAGAUGGCAAGAGAAAAUGCAGUACUGGAGUUGCGCCGUUAUUGGAGCACAUGGUUUGAAUGACAAAUGCAAC